Rhodofomes roseus is the source of this 923-nucleotide messenger RNA. RefSeq lists its product as uncharacterized. The transcript is spliced from 4 exons. The record is from RefSeq and is a predicted model, not a curated record. Lineage: Eukaryota; Fungi; Basidiomycota; Agaricomycetes; Polyporales; Fomitopsidaceae. Bases 189 to 803 code for a protein of 204 amino acids.
UGACACAUGCACGACUACAAUCCGCUUCCGGGUCUAUGCGCAUGAGUCUAUUCAUAGACUUGAAUGUCGGCUCCGGGUCGGGAGGCGCGCUUCGGAAGACGGACCGCGGGAGAAGCAUGUGAAACCAAACCCCGAGAGAGUCGGGCCCGAGGCAAGCCGAGGCAGGCAAGCAGCGCUAGUCAGCACGGAUGACUGCCCGGGCGGCGGGAGCCUCCGAGCGUGGCCGCUGCCACCGUCCGCGGCGAUGCUUGCUCACUGCGGUCGACGGCUUACGCUUGGCUUAUGCCGCCCACCUCCUAUCGUCGCAGCCCCCGCAGGCCGCACUACCUUUCAGUGAUGGCACGUCCGGCUACGUAGGCACAACCUGCGCCAUGUUGCAUUUGUCGCCAGCUUCUGAGCCCUACGACGUAAAUCUAUCCCGCGGGUCAUCCCAGGGUCAUCCGAAUAGUUGCGAGGGGAACUGUACACACCGGUGGACAGUCAGCCUGAGCUACAGACAGAUACUCAGAGAGGUCCUCCCGGUGGGGAGCGUAAUCAAAACUUGUCGGACUCGAUCGAUCGGGGCAGUUCUCUUCCUGCGGCCUGCCAGGCCACAUCCGCCCGCAGGCCGAAUUCACGCGCACCCGCGCUCGCCGCCCAGAUUGCGUAGAUCUAUGGAUGCACUCGGCACCGCCAUGCGUUAUAUUCUACCUUCGCCCUCGACCGUAACGCCGCCUCACCGCCUCCUGCCUGUCCGAGCUCUGAACAGCAUUGCGUACACGCCCCUACCCUGGUCUUCUCCGGUACCGCGACUCCUCCCCUGAGCGCGGAUCCUGCAAGCACGCUUCAGAGUCCACUCUCAUCACCUCUGCAUUAUUCUUUCGGGCGGGUGGCUCCCGUAUCCGCCGCGGACUACCAUCCCAGGGUCAUUGAACCGCUUUAGU